UCCUUAGCCCGCCGCUGCGCCUGCGCCAAAAGUGCUGCUCGUUCCCGGAAGUGGAGGGUCUACACGGAGCACCGUUGGGUCUGGGCGCCCGGAGGCAGCAGCGCUCAUAGAGGUCGCCCCCGAGCUCCGACCACCAUGUCAGCUUUCGACACCAACCCCUUCGCGGACCCAGUGGACGUAAACCCUUUCCAGGACCCCUCUGUGACCCAGCUGACCAACCCCCCACAGAGUGGCCUGGCCGAGUUCAAUCCCUUCUCGGAGACAAAUGCAGCUACAACAGUGCCUGCCGCUCAGCUGGCUGGGCCUUCGCAGCCAGCCGUUCUCCAGCCCUCCGUGGAGCCCACACAGCCAAGCCCCCAGCUGUCGCUUAAGCAGGCUAGCAAGUUCCUGCCGGCCUGGGUCCUGGGAGCGGGCACACUUGCAGAGAGGCAGAUGCUGCUAGGAGGAGAUAGUGCUCUCAGAGACAGCUGCUUGCGAACACUCCCGCAGGCAGUGGCAGCUGCAGCCCAAGCAGGCCUGCUCCGGCAGCAGGAGGAAUUGGACAGGAAAGCUGCGGAACUUGAGCGCAAGGAACGGGAGCUGCAGAGCACAGCAGCCAGCUUGCAUGUGAGAGAGAACAACUGGCCACCCCUGCCCACGUGGUGCCCAGUCAAGCCCUGCUUCUAUCAGGAUUUCUCUACGGAGAUCCCUGCUGACUACCAGCGCAUCUGCAAGAUGCUCUACUAUCUCUGGAUGUUGCACUCAGUGACUCUAUUCCUGAACCUGCUCGCAUGUCUGGCCUGGUUCACGGGUGAUACCUCCAAGGGAGUGGACUUCGGGCUCUCAAUCCUGUGGUUUGUGAUCUUCACACCCUGUGCCUUCCUCUGCUGGUACCGACCCAUCUACAAGGCCUUCCGGUCGGACAACUCUUUCAGCUUCUUCGUGUUCUUCUUUGUAUUUUUCUGUCAAAUAGGGGUCUACUUUAUCCAGCUGAUUGGCUUGCCCAACCUGGGGACCAGUGGUUGGAUCGCAGCCCUGUCUACACUCAAACACGAAUCCUUGGCAGUAUCGAUCAUCAUGAUGGUGGUGGCUGGUUUCUUCUCCCUCUGUGCUGGGCUCUCGCUGUUCCUUCUUCAGCGGGUGCACUCUUUCUACCGCCGGACAGGAGCUAGCUUCCAGCAGGCCCAAGAAGAGUUUUCCCAGGGCAUCUUCAGCAGCAGGACCUUCCGUAGUGCCGCCACCUCUGCUGCCCAGGGAGCCUUCCAGGGAAAUUAGCCUGAUUCUGGCCUCUGUCCAGCCUCUUCUGCACCUGCCUUGAGCUGCACUUUCCACAGUGCCUUAUGCAGUGGGGAUGCCCAGCACCCACCUCACAGGGGUUCUGUCAUGUCUCUUUCUCCUUCCUCAGUGACAGGGAAGGGGGAGGGAGGGACAGGGACUUUUUUUACACAGAGAAAAGAAAAAAAUAACAAAGCUGUCUUUCCUUGUCUGGUGUGGUUUGGUAGGGUCCUUUUGUCUCUGGAAGCGUGAGCCUGAAGCUGUCUUCCCCAUCCAUACAUGUACACAGGACCACACCCAUGCAUGCAUGCACACACAGUUUAACCUGGGCCCAGCGCAGCUGGAGUUUCCUGCCAUGUCCCAGGACUUCCCGAACUUGUGGCCUUCACAGAUCUACUCUCCUGCCCAGGAGGGACGAAGCUUUCCUUUGGUGAGCUGCAGUUGGAGGAUGGGCAGCUCUGAUCCCUGAAUCACUCUUAAGGUGGCCUCAAGGCUUCUCUGGUCUGGCCACUGCAGACUCAAGUUCCUCAUAGAUAGAUUUUCAGCCCUUGAAGCUCUGGCUACUACUGUUGUGGGCAGCACCUGUGGCUCUCCAGGGCCCUUGCUGACCCUUUCUAAAUGUCCAGUGGCUAGGAUUAGGAAUAGGGAGACUGGCCAGGAAGUCUGGCUGUCCUGGUGUGGUUUGCCUGGUCUGUUUGUUUUGAUUUCCCUUCCUGAGGGAUCUGCCACCCUUUGCCUUACUCAUACUCCUUCCCCUUCUCCCAUGCUGCUUCAGCAAUAUCCACCUUAGGAUGCUUGAGGUGCAGGAGGAGCCUCCUUCGAGGGUUCCAGACUCCCCUCCAGGUCUUCCGUCACCUGUAGCAGACUCUUAAGACACCCCCACCCGCCCUGAGAGGCACGCUUAGGACCUGUCCAGUCUCCCAAACUGCUGGGCAUGGAUGGGCAGUGGGAUGUCUCACCACACUGGCCCAUCUGCCUCAGCCCCACUCAGGCCUGGUGCCAGUGAAUGACAAAGCCACUUGGGGUUUGUAAAUUUCUCUGGGUUUUUUUUUUUCCCCUUCAUGUACAAAUGUAUAGGUUCUGACUCCAUUUUUGUUCUUAAAUAAAAAUGACAUUUUCA
Molecule: messenger RNA, 2374 nt
Organism: Cavia porcellus (domestic guinea pig)
Lineage: Eukaryota; Metazoa; Chordata; Mammalia; Rodentia; Caviidae
Gene: Scamp2
Product: secretory carrier membrane protein 2
Exons: 10
Coding region: 136-1254 (372 amino acids)
Biological process (GO): protein transport
Cellular component (GO): trans-Golgi network membrane; recycling endosome membrane
Source: RefSeq, a predicted model, not a curated record